AUGACUUCCGGGUCAACCAGGACGAACGUCUCCUCAUCGCAUAGCCGGCUGCAUCUCCCAGCAUCCCCUGUAGCUGCGGCCUCAAGCACCGCAGGCUAUUCACAAUACAGUUCCUACGAAUACUCGACUCGUCCUCGUACCGCCAUAUCAACCAUCGGAGUAGAGUCGCAACAAAUCAUCUGUGCUGUGAGCGAAUCCCGUGGUAUAGCUCCUACUGUUGGCCUUGCUUUUGUCAAUCUCGAUACGGGCGAAGCUGUUCUCAGCCAAAUACCAGACAGCCAGUCCUAUGUUCGCACCCUUCACAAAUUAGCAGUCUUCAGUCCUUCCAAGAUCUUGAUCAUAGACACGGCCGCCAAAUCUAGAUCCAAGUUGUUCUGCCUCAUCGAGGAGAAUCUGGACGACUUGAACAGCAACUUGAUCCUCCUUGACCGUCGCUAUUGGGCUGAAACUACUGGCGUCCAGCUCAUUGAACAAUUUGGCUUCAUCCAGGAUGUAGACAGUAUCAAGAUGUCCGUCGAGGGCAACUACUUUUCCAUCUGCUGCUUUGCCGCGGCUAUGAGGUUCAUCGAGCUUGCCAUGAACAAGACUUUCCCACCGCACUCUUUGAGAAUCAGAUACGAAGCAUCAGAAGGUUCCAUGACGAUCGAUCUUUCCACCAUUCGUUCCCUCGAGUUGAUCCAGAAUCUUCAAAACCAAAAGUCGCCAGACUGCCUCUUUGGUAUCCUCAACGAGACCUUGACACCAAUGGGUUCGAGGCUUUUACGGAGUAAUGUCUUGCAACCGCUUACCGAUCAGCAAACAUUGGAGACUCGGUAUGAUGCUCUUGAAGAACUGACAACCAAGGAAGACAUGUUCUUUGCUACAAGAUCAGCUCUAAAGGCCAUCCUGGAUGGAGACAAAAUCUUGACUCAGCUCAUCAUUAUUCCCACCAAGCCGUCCUUGCAGUCUACUGAGCAGAGUAUAAAUCAGGUUAUCAUGCUCAAGCAGUUUGUGACUAGCAUUCAGCCAGUCUAUGAAGCUUUGACCGGGUCAAGGAGUGUCAUGUUGAAAGAGAUUCGACGUGUCAGUAUCUCGACUACCCUUGAACGCCACCAACUGACAUAUCAGAAGAACUGUAUUCCAGGCAGUAUCGAUUCCAUCAAAGAGCUCAUCGACGAGUUCAUCAACGAGGACAUCUGUUACGCGAAGCAACCCCUCGAGCUGCGAAACCAGAGGACAUAUGCAGUCAAGUCGGGAGUCAACGGUCUGCUCGAUGUGGCUAGACAAACAUAUAAGGAGGCCAACAUGGACGUGUACCAGCUUGUUGACGAGUUACAAGACCUCAAAUAUGACAACGCUCGACAGUACUACCUCAGUCUCAAGACCUCGGAACUCGAGGACCGAAAUCUGCCGCCUGUUUUCAUCAACGUAAUCCGUAAGAACAACAGGGUAGAGUGUUCGACCUUGGAUUUACGAAAGCGCAGUCAGAAGAUCUCUGACUCGCAUACCGAAGUGCUACUGAUGAGCGACAAAGCCAUACAAGACCUGAUAACCGAGAUCCGCGUCUACAUGUCAGUGCUCUUCAAGGUCUCGGAAAGUGUUGCCAUGCUGGACGUACUUUCAUCUUUUGCUCACAAUGUCACCUUGCACGAAUACACUCGACCUCGGAUUACACAAACUCUCGGCAUCAAAGCUGGUCGCCAUCCCAUCAGGGAGAAAGUACAGAGAAGUCCUUUCAUAGCGAAUGAUGUGUUUGCUACCCAACAGUCACGCUUCCAGGUUAUCACAGGAUGUAAUAUGAGUGGCAAAAGCACUUACAUCCGUUCGAUCGCUCUGUUGUCGGUGAUGGCUCAGAUAGGUUGCUUUGUUCCGGCGGAAUUCGCCUCUUUUCCGAUUAUCAAGCAACUCUUUGCGAGAAUAUCCAUCGAUGACAGCAUCGAGGCCAAUGUAUCGACGUUUGCGUCAGAGAUGAGAGAGACGUCAUUUAUUCUGAGAAAUAUCGAUAGAAACAGCUUGGUAAUCAUCGACGAGCUAGGUCGGGGAACAAGUCCACGAGAUGGACUUGCCAUAGCUCUGGCCAUUGCAGAGGCUAUGGUGGAAAGCCGGGCCUUGGUCUGGUUCGCAACACACUUUCGCGAUCUGGCAAAGAUCCUGGCAGAACGCAACGGUGUGGUCAACAAGCAUUUGGCGGUGGACAUGUCCGAAGCCGAUACGAUGGCGAUGCUGUACCGACUCACCGAUGGCGUCGUCUCCGAGCAACACUAUGGCUUGCAGCUAGCAAAGGUCAUGCCGCUGCCUCCCGACGUAAUCGACUACGCAACACAAGUAGCAGAACAGCUACAAGCGCAAGUGGAGAGAAGAAAGAAAGUUUCCAAGGCCGUCAUCAUCGGGAGGAAGAGAAAACUCAUCCUAGGGCUGAGAGAAGAACUCAUGCAUGCUUGUGGUGGUGCAAUGGAAGGUCCAGUCCUCCAGAUCUGGCUUAGAGAACUUCAGCGCGAGUUUGAGGCUCGGAUGACGGCGAUCGAGAGGGAAGCUGAUGAAGCUGAUCUUGAUGUGGAUAUCGAGAUGAUGGACUCGGGGGCCACGACGAGUGAUACUGGCUCAGUAAUGGACCGUGAUGGGGACAGAGCGACGAGUAGCCAAGGCGCCGAGUCGACGGUCGAAGAUGACAGCAACAUCGCUGACAGGUACUGA
This is a messenger RNA of Aureobasidium uvarum, 2673 nucleotides long. The record is from the annotation of a GenBank genome assembly. Lineage: Eukaryota; Fungi; Ascomycota; Dothideomycetes; Dothideales; Saccotheciaceae.